UUGAAAGGUACUGUUUGAGAUGAAUAUUUGCAGGAGAUUGGAUUCAAUCAAAUGUAGUUACGAAGGAGGUAUUCUUGGGAGAGGUAAUCACUAAUCCCUUUUUGCCUUUUCUGAGUCUGAUAUUCCUGUCAAUUACAAUUUUCUUUUUUCCUUUCCUUUUUUUUUUUGGAAGGUAUUUAUAAUUUCUUUCUAACUUCAUGGCCUUCAUGUGUUGUUUUUUCUUUACCUCUAGUGUUAUAUUCACCAUUUCAGGAGAUUUUUGUGUUGUUGUUUAUCCAAAGUUAGGGUUUUGAAGAGAGUUUCUGUCUUUCCUGUUUCUGGAAUAUGAUGAAGUUUUGCAUUAACCUUUCAAGUCGAGUGUCUUUAAUUUGGAGAAUGAGUUUGUUGAUACCUUACUUUAAAUAAUCAUCCUUUUUAUGACAGCAUGCCGUUCCUUUUUCCAUUCAUUUCCUGAGGCUGUGGAGGUUCAUUCCCAAGAGCAGGAGGUUGUUAUUGCUUUGGGAAGCAAUGUUGGUGACAGACUUAACAAUUUUGAUGAAGCUUUACAUGCAAUGAGGAAAUCAGGAAUAGAGAUCAGGAGGCAUGGUUGUUUGUAUGAGACUGCGCCUGCUUACGUGACUGAUCAGCCUCGCUUCCUCAACUCUGCUGUGCGAGGCAUCACGAAACUCGGUCCUCAUGACCUGCUGGGAGCCCUUAAGAAGAUUGAAAAGGACUUGGGUCGCACUGCUGGGAUUCGAUACGGUCCAAGGCCGAUUGACUUGGAUAUCUUGUUUUAUGGAGGGUUCAAGAUAAAUUCUGAUAUUCUUGCUGUACCACAUGAAAGGAUUUGGGAAAGAUCUUUUGUCAUGGCUCCAUUGCUGGAUGUACUGGGCACAGAUAUCGAAAGUGACACAGUUGCUUGCUGGCAUUCAUUUGCAAAACAUCCUGGUGGACUUUUUGAAUCUUGGAGUAAACUUGGUGGUAAUUCGCUUUUUGAAAAAGAGGGGAUGAUGAGGGUUUUACCAAUUGGAAAUCGCUUGUGGAAUUGGUCGGAAAGAACCUGGGUAAUGGGCAUUGUUAAUUUGACUCCUGAUAGCUUCAGUGACGGGGGAAAAUACCCCUCAGUCGAGGCUGCAGUUUCUCAAGUUCGUUUGAUGCUGUCAGAAGGUGCAGACAUCAUUGAUUUUGGUGCACAAUCGACACGUCCAAUGGCUUCCAGGAUUUCUGUUCAGGAAGAAUUGGAUAGACUGCUUCCUGUCCUUGAAGCUGUUAGACAAUUGCCAGAGAUGAAAGGCAAGUUAAUCUCAGUGGAUACAUUCUACUCUAAGGUUGCUUUGGAAGCAGUCAAAUCGGGGGCUGACUUGGUGAACGAUGUAUCUGGUGGACAGUUAGAUCCUGAAAUGCACAAGGUUGUUGCAGCUCUCAAAGUUCCCUAUGUUGCCAUGCACAUGAGAGGUGAUCCUUCUACAAUGCAGAAUAGUGAAAAUGUGCAGUAUAGUGAUGUUUGCAAAGAAGUAGCAUCCGAGCUAUGCUCUAGGGUUGGGGAAGCUGAGUUAUCAGGUAUUCCUGCUUGGAGGAUUAUUAUUGAUCCUGGCAUUGGUUUCUCUAAAAAAACAGAACAAAAUCUAGAGAUUCUCAACGGCUUGCCAACCAUUCGAGCUGAGAUUGCUAAAAAGAGCCUAGCCACAUCCCAUGUUCCUAUGCUUAUUGGACCCUCUAGAAAGAGAUUCUUAGGAGAAAUCUGUGCACGUUCUGCUGCAUCCGAGAGGGAUGCAGCAACUGUUGCCUCCAUAACAGCUGGAAUUUUAGCGGGUGCAAAUGUUGUGAGAGUUCACAAUGUAAAAGACAAUGCAGAUGCUGCUAAGCUCUGUGAUGCAUUACUUCAAAAGAGAAGAGUUGUUUCCUAG
Messenger RNA from Oldenlandia corymbosa var. corymbosa, 1886 nucleotides. The record is from the annotation of a GenBank genome assembly. NCBI's taxonomy places the organism in Eukaryota, Viridiplantae, Streptophyta, Magnoliopsida, Gentianales, Rubiaceae.